This is a messenger RNA of Nomascus leucogenys (northern white-cheeked gibbon), 938 nucleotides long. Its product is annotated as P2X purinoceptor 6-like. Lineage: Eukaryota; Metazoa; Chordata; Mammalia; Primates; Hylobatidae. The coding region runs from base 466 to 915 and encodes 149 amino acids. The record is from RefSeq and is a predicted model, not a curated record. Gene Ontology annotation, molecular function: extracellularly ATP-gated monoatomic cation channel activity. The transcript is spliced from 4 exons. Gene Ontology annotation, cellular component: nuclear inner membrane.
AUGCGCUGGCCUUUGCAUAAGCUGUUCGCUCCCUGGGAACCUCCAUCCCCAUCGCUGUCUGCUUGUUGAACUUCAGAAUCUGCAAGCGUCAGCUCAGAAGUCACUUAUUCCUGAAGCUUUACUCAGAGCCCCCCCCCCCCAGGCUGUUGCUGCCCUCAGGCCGUCUUCUCACAGCACUGAUAACAGCUGUCCUUCCCCAUCCUCUCACCACGCCCACCCCACCGGAGGAAGUGAGGCCAGAGGGCAGGGACAGGGCUGCUGUCUUCUGUGUGCCACCAGGGCCCAGCAAAGGGAAUGUAGGGAGGGUGGGAGGUGCAGGGCAGCUGGGGUUAGGGGUUGAGGGCUGGGUGUUGGAGGCUGGAUCCUGCUUUAGUGGAAGUGUCCCUUUAACAGCGGCUGGCCUGGCCUGGCUCGGGCCCUGCUUUGCCUCCUGUUCAGCUGUGGCUGCAGCUGCCAUGCUGACUCAUGUGCCCGCAGCUAGCAGGAGCUGGCAGCAUGGGCUCCCCAGGGGCUACGACAGGCUGGGGGCUUCUGGAUUAUAAGACGGAGAAGUAUGUGAUGACCAGGAACUGGCGGGUGGGCGCCCUGCAGAGGCUGCUGCAGCUUGGGAUCGUGGUCUAUGUGGUAGGGUGGGCUCUCCUCACCAAAAAAGGCUACCAGGAGAGGGACCUGGACCCCCAGAUUUCCAUCACCACCAAACUCAAAGGGAUUUCCGUGACUCAGAUCAAGGAGCUUGGAAACCGGCUGUGGGAUGUGGCCGACUUCAUGAAGCCGCCUCAGGGAGAGAACAUGUUCUUCUUGGUGACCAGCUUCCUUGUGACGCCAGCCCAAGUUCAGGGCAGAUGCCCAGAGGCACUACAGACAGAGAUCCAGAAGAGCUCACUUUGUGCCGGGCGCGGUGGCUCACGCCUGUAAUCCUAGGACUUUGGGAGGCCGAG